AUCCAGUCAAGGGCACGGACUCACGAGUAGCAAGUUGCCCCGCUGUGUUCAGUCAUGGCUGUGUUGGCGAGACUUGCGGUUCUGUAUCUGCUAUGGGACACUGCAGGGGGAGAUGUCAUCGACGACAUGAUUCCCAGCUUCAUGUCCCGGAUGACGGAGGUGCGCGAGGUGCUGCUGCCCGUGCCCGAGGACAACCUGAAGGAAGGCCUGCAUCGUGCUGGCAGUUUCUUCAUCCCUCUGGACUCGGAGACGGAACUUUGCCGCAAUCACAGCAGGAUCACUUUUGAUAGCUUUCUCAACUUUGAUUUGUGGGCCCUAAGGAUGGUUGACGCUUCGUCAAAAGUCCCUUCAGGGGUACUUGACGGCCACAUCAUGGAUCUAGGGAGCCAUGACCAGUGUGUUUCCGUGGAAGCCCCCGACAAGUUAUUUAGAGGACAGACCUGCGUUGUGGAAACUAGAGGAUUUCUUCCAGAUGCUAUCGACAAACUGAGUCCUGAGAGGUCUCUUUUCGUGUCCAUCCGGACAGAUUUCCUGUUCACGUUCUGCGUGCCUUCCACCUGCACCGCCCAAGAUGUCAAAGCUCACCUAAACGUAAUCUUGAAUUCCGUCAACGCCUCUGCAAUUAUGUUCGACUCCAGCUGUUCCUCCAAUAUUCCAAUAUCCUUUGACGCAACAGAGUGGAUGGUCAUACUCCUGGGUGUGGUUAUCGUGGCCCUUGUGGUACUCAGCACCUCGUACGAGAAUUCUAGCAUGGGAAAUGACAAGAACACCCUACUGUGUGCCUUCUCCUUGAGAACCAACGGUCGUCAGAUGCUAUCCACACAGACGUCCUCCGCGGCCCUGACGUGUCUUAAUGGCUUACGGGUUCUAGCCCUGAUCUGGAUUAUGACGGGGCACAGGAUGCUGCAGAUGUUAGGGGCCGUUAAACUGCGUCAAAAAGAUAUAAUGGAGAGAGUAGACCAUCUUUCUUGGUCACCAGUUGAGAACACUCACCUAGCUGUGGAGAUAUUCUUCCUCAUAUCAGGAAUACUGGUGACGUAUGGAUACCUCCGGCAGACUCUAAAAAGCAGCAAGUUCAACUUUAUUUAUUUCUAUCUGUACAGAUACUUGAGACUGACGCCGGCUCUGGCAGUGGUGGUGUUGUUGUACGCUACAGUCGCUUUACGGUUCUCCGAUGGUCCACUGUGGCGUCGAUACUUUGAUGUGCUGAGCUCCGACUGCCGCCAAUACUGGUGGGCCACCCUCCUCUACAUCAACAACUACCUUGUACCCUAUAACAUGUGUAUGGCGCAGUCCUGGUUCAUAUCAUCGGACUUCCAGUUGUACCUCUUCUCUCCGGUCCUGUUGAUACCGCUGCACAAGAAACCCAAGCUGGGAUUGAUACUCACCGCUGUGUUCUUAGCUAUCACCACUCUCGGAAACAUCUGGAAUGCUAUAACAAACGAUCUUAAAGGUGCCAUGUCUUUCACGGUUGACAGGAGAACUGAGGACAGUUUGGCGAAGGACUACAUAGUGACCCACUGGAGAGCGGCUUCCUUCCUGAUAGGGAUGGGUCUCGGCUACAUCCUUUUCAAGAUCAAACAAGGGGAACUGAUAGUAAAGCUGUCCAGAGCCAAACUAUGGUCAGGCUGGAUGCUAUCUUUAUUCUUCAUCAUAUUCAGCGUUUUCUUCGUAGCGGUACUUGAAAGUCCUGAUUAUGAACCCAACCCUUGGGUGGACAUCCCUUAUAUGGUAUUCCACAGGCAUUUGCUUACCUGGGGAUUUGUCUGGAUCAUCUUGGUCUGCACCCUUGGGCACGGAGGAUGGGUAAACAAGUUCCUUUCAUGGAGUGCUCUGAUUCCUUUAGCCAGACUUUCGUAUGGAGCGUUUCUCACCCAUAUGCUGAUUCAGUAUAUGGAAAACUACUCUCAGAGGGUUCCUAUCACUAUAUCCCAUCUACACUUGUGGUACCACGUCGCUGGAGACUUCACCCUCAGCUACAUUGCCGGUGCUGUGCUUUACCUGACUGUGGAGGGCCCCUGCUCCAACAUUACCAACUGGUGCUUUCAAGGUGAAAAGAAGACUAAAGAAGUCAUUCAAAACAAAACUGAGCGGUUUGCUUUUAAGAACCCAACGUGACGUCAACUUUUUGUGUUAUAUGAUUAUAUCUCAACAAAAUCCCAACAUUUCAAGAGGAACGUGAGCAGUCGUUGUUUCUUCCUUUUUGAAAAAACCACUAUUUAUUAUUAUUUUUCGAUAUAAUGGCUCUUUUGAACGACUUUUAUUGUGUAAACAUUCGGCCGGCCCAACCAAAUGUGAAAUAACAAAUAAUUUUGUUUUGAGUUAUCGAGUAAACGUAAACAUAACUUUAUAACUUAUGAUUGAAAUAAUGGUAAAAUAACAUCAUACAACAAUAAAGCGCAA
This is a messenger RNA of Homalodisca vitripennis (glassy-winged sharpshooter), 2403 nucleotides long. RefSeq names its product nose resistant to fluoxetine protein 6-like. The record is from RefSeq and is a predicted model, not a curated record. NCBI's taxonomy places the organism in Eukaryota, Metazoa, Arthropoda, Insecta, Hemiptera, Cicadellidae. Gene Ontology annotation, molecular function: acyltransferase activity, transferring groups other than amino-acyl groups. The coding region runs from base 55 to 2118 and encodes 687 amino acids. The transcript has 14 exons.